Saccoglossus kowalevskii is the source of this 408-nucleotide messenger RNA. Its product is annotated as target of Nesh-SH3-like. The record is from RefSeq and is a predicted model, not a curated record. Lineage: Eukaryota; Metazoa; Hemichordata; Enteropneusta; Harrimaniidae.
AUGACUUAUACAGUUUAUGCAGAUUCAUGGACAGCUUUUAACUUUAACUACUAUAACACGUGGAGGUUGUGCGAUGGCGAUCGUUACGUCAAACUGAGUGGAUAUGAUGUCGGUUAUUAUGUUGGUGUCAUACUAUGUGACCAAAGUAGAUAUAAAAUAUUAUUAAGUGACACCAUCGACGGCGAGUUCUAUGAUAUUGGUGACGGAGCUGGCACGGGACAAGAUAACUGUGAGUUUAUUGGAGGAGAGUUUGAAGCUUGGACUGUUGAUCCAGACUACUACAAUGCGCCUUCAGUGAUAGGUUUUUUCAGAAAUCAAUGGGGCGAAAUUCCAAGCAUGGGAACUAUUGGUACUGCGGACUCCAAAUUCUAUGGUCGAUGGAUGGAAUGUGGUCUUGUAAUACCUUAG